Messenger RNA from Kwoniella shivajii, 1530 nucleotides. RefSeq lists its product as uncharacterized. The record is from RefSeq and is a predicted model, not a curated record. Gene Ontology annotation, biological process: transmembrane transport. Gene Ontology annotation, cellular component: membrane. The coding region runs from base 1 to 1530 and encodes 509 amino acids. Gene Ontology annotation, molecular function: transmembrane transporter activity. The transcript is spliced from 10 exons. Lineage: Eukaryota; Fungi; Basidiomycota; Tremellomycetes; Tremellales; Cryptococcaceae.
AUGGGCUUCUGGACCCCUAUGCGAAAACGCCAAAAGUCGGCUCUUGAAUUAGCUGAAGCCAAUUAUGUCAAAUCUGAUGCGGAGAAACGAAUGGUAUGGAAACUAGAUAUGUUCUUGAUGACUUUCGGUUUCAUCAGUCAAGUCAUCAAAUUCUUAGAUCAAACAUCCAUCAGUACUGCUUAUGUUAGUGGUAUGAAGGAGGAACUCAAUUUGCUUGGCAAUGAGCUCAAUUUCUUCACGACCUACUUCAACAUCGGAUAUGCCAUUUUCCUUAUUCCUAGUCAAUAUUUCAUUACCUGGUUCCGACCUUCACUAUAUUUGCCAUGUCUCGAGCUAGCAUGGGGAAUAGUCACUUGCUUAAUGGCGACGGUAAAGAAUGCCAAAGGUAUAUAUGCUUUACGAGCGUUUUUAGGAGCUUUCGAAUCGAGUGCCUAUCCCGGUAUGACUAUUUUACUCACUACCUGGUAUACGCCUAUGGAGCUAGCUAGACGUAUGGCGAUAUACCAAGCAGCGCAACCUUGUGGAUCUAUGUUAUCCAGUGCUUUUCAGAACGCUGUUUACGGUACUCUAAACGGAAAGGCAGGAUUGAGCGGAUGGAAAUGGUUAUUUGUCGUCGACGGUCUCAUCACAAUUGUAUGGGCUGUAGCAGGUAUCUUCUUCAUUCCCGAUUACCCCAACAGACGUAACCCACGUGCAUUUUGGUACAACGAUCAAGACGCAGCACUUGCUCUGGAACGAAAUCGAAGAUGGAGAAAAGCACCCUCAAGACCUGCUGGAUACGCCGCUUUGAAACGUGUAUUCCUUUCUCCAGUCGUAUAUGUCUUUGCUGCCAUUUACAUCUCCAUGAAUAUGUCAACUGCCGGUGCCAGUUACUUCAAUCUUUGGGUCAAAUCUCUCAAAGUAUAUUCCGUCGAAAAGAUCAAUGCUAUCACCUUAUCAGCAUAUGCGGUUAACGUAGUCACCCUCAUCACUUGGGGCUUCCUAAUCGAUUGGUUCCCUUCACUUCCAUUUUUACUUAUCCUUGAAGUUUCACUUCAGCUUAUACCUAAUAUCAUCAUGUCAAUAUGGAAUGUACCUCAAGGAGCGAAAUGGUUCAGUUUCUACUUCCUUUAUGUCCCCAGUUCUUAUUCGCCAGUAUCGUUCGCUUGGAUGGCUCAAAUGUGGACCCAUGAUGCUGAAGCCAGAUCCAUCCUCUAUGGCGCUACUAUCGCUUUGAAUUAUGCCAUUCAGAGUUGGAGUGGUGUUCUUAUCUGGCCUGCGAAAGAGGCUCCACAUUAUUCUCAUGCAUGGCAAACCAGUUGCGCCUUGAUUCCCUUCUGUAUCUUGAUGAUCUUCCUGCUUAUCUGGGUGGAUAAGAAAUAUGUCAAGCCCAAAAGAGAUGCGUACGCCCUUGCGGUUGAGCACGAGCCCGAAGAAGUGCAAGCUGAAGAAGUCGGAUCCGCCACGUACAAUGACGAAAAGGAUCUCAAAGCGACUCCUGGUCCAGUCCACCCAACGACGAUGCCCAAGGUGACUUACUUGGAAGCGUAG